CAUAAGCAUGCAACAUAUGUAACAUUGUUGGAGAAGUUCUAUCAGAAGUUCUAUCAUUGGCAACACUAGAGAAGAAGAAGAGUUAUGGCGGAAGGAAGCGAAGGAGAGAAAAACAGAACCAUGAAACGGCUUCUUCUCAUAAUAAACUGUCUCUUACUUGCCGUCGGAACCGCCGGCGGCCCCCUCGUUAUGCGUCUCUACUUCCUCCGUGGCGGCAACCGCGUCUGGCUUUCAAGCUUCCUCCAAACAGCCGGCUUCCCCUUCAUGCUACUACCCCUCGCCGUCUCUUACUUCCGCCGCCGCGCAGCGGCAGCGGCAGAGAGAACGGCCAAACCCAGUCCGGUCUCGAUGAAAACCCCUCUCCUCGCGGCCUCCGUCUUCAUCGGAGUCAUCACCGGCCUCGACGACUACCUCUAUGCCUACGGCGUGGCGCGCCUCCCCGUGUCCACGUCAGUACUCAUCAUCGCCUCACAACUCGGCUUCACCGCGCUCUUCGCGUUCCUGUUGGUGGGCCAGAAGUUCACCUCGUACUCCGUGAACGCCGUCGUUUUGCUAACCGCCGGCGCCGGCGUUCUGGCGCUACACACCAAGGGAGACCGCCCCCACGGCGAGUCCAUGAAGGACUACGUCAUGGGGUUCGUGAUGACAGCAAUUGCUGCAGCAUUGUACGGCUUGGUGUUACCCUUGGUGGAGUUGGUGUACAAAAAAACCAAACAACCUAUUACCUAUUCCCUUGUCAUGGAGAUUCAGUUGGUGAUGAGCUUCUCCGCCACUCUCUUCUGCUUCAUCGGCAUGAUCAUUAACAACGACUUUAAGGUGAUUCCGAGAGAAGCUAAAACUUUCAAGCACGGGGAAGUUAAUUACUACGCUGUGUUGGUGGGCACUGCAAUAAUAUGGCAAGCUUUUUUCUUGGGAGCUGUUGGGGUUAUUUUUUGUGCAUCUUCUUUGUUUUCUGGUGUUUUAAUUGCGGUGUUGCUACCCAUAACGGAGGUGUUGGCGGUUAUUUUCUACAAAGAGAAGUUUCAGGCGGAGAAGGGUGUUUCUCUGUUCCUAUCGCUCUGGGGCAUGGUGUCUUACUUGUAUGGGGAGAUUAAACAUGAGAAGAAGAUGAAGAAAGAGAAGAGCAGUGACAUGGAAGCAACAGCAACAGCCAUGUCUGAAUUGGGAAAUGAUUGAAAAAUGAGAAUGUUUUUUAGGUUAUUGGUUGUUGUGAAAUAGUAGAGUUCUUUGACUGUUUGGUUGUGGUUUCGUCUAUAAAAGGUGUGGUCACAAAGGAGUCAAUGGAUGCCAUCUUUGUCCCACUACAAUUUAAUGUUCGUACUACGUCAACCCUUUUAUUCCCGCUCGAAGGUUUCAUAAAAGUUUCAUUCAAAUCAAUUUUACUAUGUUUGUACUAAAAGUUAAUGUAUGAUGUGUUACUACAAAAAAUAUAUAUAUAAUGGUUAUUAUUGUA
Vigna unguiculata (cowpea) is the source of this 1453-nucleotide messenger RNA. RefSeq names its product purine permease 1-like. Lineage: Eukaryota; Viridiplantae; Streptophyta; Magnoliopsida; Fabales; Fabaceae. Gene Ontology annotation, molecular function: purine nucleoside transmembrane transporter activity. Gene Ontology annotation, cellular component: membrane. The record is from RefSeq and is a predicted model, not a curated record.